Messenger RNA from Drosophila willistoni, 2212 nucleotides. It is a transcript of the gene Bulli, whose product is annotated as regulator of MON1-CCZ1 complex. Bases 82 to 2016 code for a protein of 644 amino acids. The record is from RefSeq and is a predicted model, not a curated record. NCBI's taxonomy places the organism in Eukaryota, Metazoa, Arthropoda, Insecta, Diptera, Drosophilidae. The transcript is spliced from 7 exons. Gene Ontology annotation, biological process: regulation of autophagy. Gene Ontology annotation, cellular component: late endosome membrane; lysosomal membrane; Mon1-Ccz1 complex.
AUUCUUUACCAGCUCUAUGAGGGGGCGUUGAUAAUAGUAAUUUGUUUUAUUUUUCUUUAUUUGUUAGUUGGCUGUGAAACAAUGGAGAACUCCAGUAAUGGCAUUCAUUACAUUGAACUCUCUCGAAAUCCCAUUCGCUUUGAUGCAGUCAGCCAACUGACAAACGUGUUUUUCGAUGACUCUAACAAACAGAUCUUUGCAGUGCGUUCUGGUGGAGCUACCGGCGUAGUGGUAAAGGGUCCCAAUCCCACAGAGGAUACGGUAAUAUCGUUUUGCAUGAGCGAUCGUGGCGGAGCCAUACGAUCCAUUAAAUUUUCGCCAGACAAUCAAGUUUUAGCAGUUCAACGCAAAGAGAAUGCUGUGGAGUUUGUGUGCUUCCAGGGGGAUCAGCCAAUGCUGCAGGACAUCAUUACUCAUCAAGUGAAAACACUGAUCUAUGGCUUUGUUUGGGUGCACAACCGUGAAGUUGCCUUAAUCUCUAACACGGGAGUAGAGAUCUUUACGGUGAUACCAGAGAAGCGUCAAGUGAAGACCACAAAAGCAUUAAGCAUAAGUAUCAAAUGGUUUGCCUGGUGCUGCGAUGCCAAUGUUGCCCUGUUAUGCACCACCGAGGGUAACACUUUGCUGCCCGUGCUGGUUAAGCAAAAGGUCAUCACCAAACUACCUAAAGUGGAUUUGGGCCAUCCCGGUCGCGAAGUUCAGGAGAGCAAGGUAACAUUGGGCCAGGUCUAUGGUGUCUUGGCUGUUCUCAUUUUGCAAACGAACAGCAGCGAUGGUUUAAUGGAAGUGGAAGUUCAUUUAUUGAAUGGACCUGGCUUGGCACCACGCAAAUGUCAUGUCUUGCGACUUAGUCUCAAUGGUCGAUUUGCCAUUAACACGGUGGAUAAUCUCAUAGUGGUGCACCAUCAGGCCACAGGCACUUCAUUGCUGUUUGAUAUAAAUCUUAGCGGCGAAGUAAUUAAUGAGGUUAGCUACCAUACACCUAUUACGCCAGGACGUUCAAUUAAGCCAUUUGGUCUAAAAUUGCCUUCGCUAUCUCCCGAUGGACAAAUACUACAAUGCGAAUUGUACUCCACCAAUUGGGUGCUGUUUCAGCCAAAUAUAGUAAUCGAUGCCAAACUGGGUUGCAUGUGGUAUUUAAAUCUCUGCAUUGAGCCCCUUUGCCAUUUAAUCUCUGAUCGCAUCCGCCUCACUGAGUUUCUGCUCCAACGCAGCAAUGGCAAACAAAUGCUUUUGAAAGUAAUUAGUCAAUUGGUAGAUGAUCAGUAUAAAGGCACUCUCCUGCCCGUUCUUGAGACUAUAUUUAAUCGCAUCAAUAAGAUUUAUGCCUCUUGGGUGCAUUUGGAAUUGCAGCAGCAAACUGCCCAACCCUCGAAUGUAAAGCCGAAUCCUAAUUCAAAACAUUCGCCACCACCAAUUGUGCUGAUCGAGCAAAGUGAUAUGGCUCAAAUAUUUCAGACAAUCGCCCAACGUCCGUAUACGGAAACUAUUCUAAUGUUAUAUCUACAGUCGUUAAAUCGAUUCAAUAUUGCCGCCCAGGAGGAGUUAAGCAAAAUGAUUAUUGUCGAGCUCAUAAGAAAUCGUAGUUUUGAUACAUUGCGUCGAUUAGUUACCUAUUCAAUGCUAAUGGAAACCAAGUCCACUGCCUGCUUUCUUCUGGCUUAUUCUAAUGUAGAUACAGCCAUAUCACAAGUAGCAAUCGACAUGCUGGGCAAAAUACAGGCUCAUGAGAUCAUCAUUGAGGUAAUGCUGGGUCAGGGGAAAGUGAUUGAUGCUUUACGUUUGGCAAAAAGUUCAUUGGGCUUGGAUAAGGUGCCGGCACGAAAAUUCCUUGAAGCCGCCUAUAAAACUAAAGAUGAUCUGGUCUUUCAUAGUGUCUACCGAUUCUUCCAAAUGCGCAAUUUGAGAUUAUAUGAGACUCUAGCGUUCCCUAAAACGGAACAAUGCACGGAAUUUAUUCAACAUUAUAAUAACACAUUUCCUGUUGACAAAGCCCCAAGACCACAAAUAAGUUGAGAGAUUUUUAUAUUUAAGGUGAGCUGAUGUGAUUUAAUUAAUAUUUGAGACGGAUAGUUAAAGUGUUAAUUCUGAUAAAUGAAAGUAUCUACCUGUACGUAUGUAUACAUAUAAAUAUGUAAAUUUAAUUGAAUAUUUUGUAUAACUAAGCAAAUAAAUUCAAAGCUCUAGCAUUGAGAUUUAAUAGUUUUUGUAA